UGACCAAUCAGUUUUCAAGCUGAAGUGAAAAAAACGCGACAAACAUUCUCCUCUCUUCUUGAACCUGACGUCUUCUGUUCAGAUUCCGUUCACUUCUUUCCAGAAUGUUUUAUUACCCCGCAGUCCUGCGGCGCCAUUCUGGCUGCUUUUCGACGAUCUGGCUGGUCGCGACCAAAGGCAUCCGAGUCUCUCGCCGGGAUAUCCUGAAAGUCAACGUCAAAAGGACCUGUGAUGACAUCAUGGACUACCUGCUGGAGAAGGUCCCGGCCCCUCGCCCGGGCCUGCCGCGGCCCCGCUUCUCCCUCUACCUGUCGUCCCAGCUGCAGUACGGCGUCGUCGUGGUCUUCCACCGCCAGUGCGCCAUGCUGCUGGAGGAAAUUCACUCCAUCCUGGUCCAGCUUCUGAAGCAGAGGGCAUCCCAGAAGAUUGACAUGGAUGACUACACCAGGCCUUCUCUGGUCUUCUCCGAUGCUCUGUCUCUUCUGCAAGAGACGGAUGGAGCCUCAGACCCUAUGUUCGGACUGAUGCACAUGCAUAUCAUGCCCAGUCCCACUAGACUGAUAGAGAUGAGUGGAGAGUUCCUGAGACGAGCGUCGUCUGAGUCUCCUGAACCGACCAGCCCAGCUUCUGCACCAGAACCAGAACCAGAACCUGAUGGCAUCACAGCGUCUCCAGAAACCAUCACUCUGAGAGAGACCGAGCCUGUCGCCAUACCCGCAGCAGAGUUUGAGGGCGAGGACCUUGAGCAUGAUCAACCAGAUGUUAUUGACUUCCUCCUGGCUGGAACAGAGCUGUUUCCAGAAGAUGUGGAGGUACUGGCAGGAGAGGGAGAGAGCGAGCGAGGAGCAAGCGAGGGAGAGAAAGACAGACCCGCAGAGCUCACCGGAUCCCCAAUUACUUUACAGCCCACGAUUCUGCCGAGUGAAGAUGCCACGCUGCUGCCCCAGGAGGAGCCCGCUUUGCUGGAGAAACCUGAAACUCCCCCCGAUGAGCUCACCCCGGUCUCGGUGCCGGCCCUGCCCUCACCGCCGCCUGCAGCAAGGACACCACAAAGGCCCCGGCUGCAGUCAGAGGACGUGUCUCCUCCUCCAAAGAAGAAGAAGAGGCAGCUCAUCUUCUUCGACCCGGAGACGCAGAUCCCACAGGAGGUGCUGCAGAGGCAGAUUGACAACACUCUGACUGAGACCAGACAGGUUCCUCCCCUACCGCCUCCAUCUGACAGAGUCGUCUCUGCUGCUGAUCUCUUCAGCAACCCCUGCACCCCCUUUCUGCCUCCAGAGGUGCAGUUUCUAUGGAGACAGGCCGCGACCAUCACACCCCGGCCCGGCGUGGACCUGCGGGUCGGGGAGCGGGGCCCCGAGUCCACAGAAUCUGAGGAGGACAAAGAGCAGGAGAUGGUUGAAGCGGGCGAGGAAAGACAGGAGCAGAAGCUGGAGCUCAGCCCACAGGAGGUCCCCAGAGAUUUGCCUGAGUCAGAAGUGCUGGAUAUUUCAGGCGCCGGCACGCUGCCGCUGGAGGCCUCCGAACAAAGGGAGACGUCUCGGGAAAUGUCCCCCAUGCUGGCGUCCGACAGGGAGGGGUCUAUUGUGUCUCGGUCCGUUUCCACGCUGCAGGACGUCCCAGAGGUGCUGGACGAGGGGUUGGAGAGAAUACCAGAGCAUCCUGGGCUGCUGCCAGAGUUGGACAAGGGUGAAGAGGCACCCGUGCUUUUUCGUUCUCUUCUGCCACCGGGCGCCGACCGCAAAACCGUCAGCAUCGCUUUCAAGAGGCUCCUGGAGGCUUUAUCCAGCAGGAGGGUGCGGGCGGAGCAGAGGCAGCCGUACGGGGACAUCCUGAUAUCACCUGCACCACAUUAGAAGGCAGUGGGCCUGGCUCCGAGAGGAUGUGCUUGUGGUUGUUCAAGUCAGCGGCAGCUUCCUGUUCCACCUGUGUGUUUGAUUUAUCAUAGAGGUAUUUUGUGGAUGAUCACCUUCCAUCUACUGGACACACCGGAUUUGUUAUUGCUGUAUUUUGUUGAUGUGUUUGAAUCAGCUGAAAUUUUACCUGCACUUUUUAAGGCACUAAUCUUGGUAUUUUGUCUCGUUGCCGUUGGUGACGCGACCAAUAAUCUGCAUCACCUUUGCAAAUUUUAACUGUUCCCAUUGUCAAGUUUUUAUUGAUCUUAGCUCAUGUUAUUUAGCCUAGGAAGGAACAUGCACCUGUUCAAGUUUCUCUUUGAAUAUGGACUUCAAAAUAAAAGCUUUGCACGA
Betta splendens (Siamese fighting fish) is the source of this 2249-nucleotide messenger RNA. Its product is annotated as meiotic recombination protein REC8 homolog. The coding region runs from base 105 to 1856 and encodes 583 amino acids. The transcript is spliced from 17 exons. Gene Ontology annotation, biological process: synaptonemal complex assembly; replication-born double-strand break repair via sister chromatid exchange; mitotic sister chromatid cohesion. Gene Ontology annotation, molecular function: chromatin binding; protein binding. NCBI's taxonomy places the organism in Eukaryota, Metazoa, Chordata, Actinopteri, Anabantiformes, Osphronemidae. The record is from RefSeq and is a predicted model, not a curated record. Gene Ontology annotation, cellular component: cohesin complex; synaptonemal complex.